Molecule: messenger RNA, 1481 nt
Organism: Ornithodoros turicata
Lineage: Eukaryota; Metazoa; Arthropoda; Arachnida; Ixodida; Argasidae
Product: nuclear envelope phosphatase-regulatory subunit 1-like
Exons: 6
Coding region: 297-677 (126 amino acids)
Cellular component (GO): cytoplasm; Nem1-Spo7 phosphatase complex
Source: RefSeq, a predicted model, not a curated record
GUUACAAAGAGGCCCGCCAGGGGGGCCAAACUGCCAAACCAUCCAUCCAUCCAAGGCUUUGGCUUUGCUUUGCUGGCUUUGCCUUUGCCUCCUUGACGUUUCGCUAGUUUCGCGUUUCUUGACGGCUUUACGGUUGAAGGUGCCACAACUAGUGCCAGCGUUUCAUUUUUUACCUUGCUCGUUUGUAGACAUUAUUCGGUUCUUGAUUUUUUUUAAAUUUGCGUUGCUUACUUGGGAUCUGCUUUGGUGUCAGUUGCGUGUGUGUGGCGUAGCAUAGGCACCCUGCUUUCAGAGCCAUGUCCCUCGAACAAACAGCUUGCGAGGAUCUGAAGGCUUUCGAAAGAAGGCUCACUGAAGUAAUUGGGUACCUGAAUCCACAAACCAAACGUUGGAGAGUUAUUCUCUUUCUAAGCUCUGUUUGUACAGCAAUUGGUGCUUGGCAAUGGCUCAUGGACCCAGUUACAUCAAAGGCUACAUUUCUCCAGUCACUGAUGAACCACAUGUUCUUCACCAUUAGUAGCAUCAUACUGGUGAUUCUGUUUCUUAUGGGAAUUCAUAAGAGAGUUGUUACACCCUCAAUUAUUGUCUCACGGGUCCGUAAUGUACUUCAAGAUUUUAACAUGUCCUGCGAUGAUAGUGGACGACUAAUCCUGCGUCCUAGACCAACAGCUUCCUGAUGACAACCGACACCUGCCUUGAAUGGGACUGACCUCUUCAUUACAAUCCCAUGAUGUGUGAAGGAUGCUGCAAAGCAGUUCUCCAAGAACUUCACUUGAAGCACAGAGGACAAAAGAACCAGUGCACUGGUGCCCAUCAUUCCGAAUUGUGGUGUGCAAACUAGACAGAGUUUAGAACACCGCACAGUGUGUUGUUGGUGUACGUUCUUCCAUUGGCAGGUAGAAUUUAGUGAAAGUUUAGAUCCAGUGCCAGUAAAAGUUAAAAUUUUAUUCAUAGAUCACCUUAUACCAUCCAACUGCUGUUUAAUGUAGAAGUGAAGUUGUGCCCAGUGAGCUUUUCAGACUUAUCAAAAACACAAGGAAGAUACUUUCAAAUUUAGGGCAUCUCACGUAAAAUUGUGCAACUGGCAAUGCACCUUCAAACUUACCGGGAGGAAUCCUAUCAGGGGGGUCUACGCAUCAUUUUGGCCAGUACUGUACAGGUUACCACAAGCUGGCAUCCCAAGACAGAAAUCCGAGCGACCCCUCAUGGGGUUCACAUUAGCUAAUUAUAUUACAUUUUCACUUCAAACGCCUGUCUAUUUGAGCUUAGUUUUGUUAUUUUAUCGAAAUAAAUGCUGAACUAGGCUAGUUAAAGGUAUCUGCUAAGCAAAAGGUCCAUGGAUAGUUGCCACUGGAGGUAGUUGCCCAACACAUGCAUUCAAAGCAGACUUAUAGGUUCACGAAACCUUCAGUGAUUUCAUAGCCACAGUGUGUGGUGGUGUGCCUGGACUUUACCCAUAAUAAAGUAUCAUUCCAAAAAGA